CGAAGUGUCACAGAUCUGUGUGUGUUAAAAUAUGUCUACCAUCAUCACCGUCACAUUCGAACGCAAAAUGUUUUACCACAAUUAAGUGUAACACCAUCAUGCGAUAUUCGUGAAUUCAAUCACAUUAAUUUUGAGUGAACAAUAUUGUGUAGCCUAACGUUUGAUGCUGUGCGAAAAUGAGUCGUGAUUACGAUCAUUUGUUUAAACUGUUAAUAAUCGGUGAUAGUGGUGUAGGAAAAUCCUCACUGCUGAUACGAUUCUCGGACAACACAUUUUCGGGAAAUUACAUAACGACAAUAGGCGUUGACUUCAAAAUCCGAACAGUACUCAUAAAUGGUCAACGAGUUAAAUUACAAAUUUGGGAUACAGCUGGUCAGGAGCGAUUUAGAACAAUUACAAGCACGUACUACAGAGGAACACAUGGCGUUAUAAUUGUUUAUGAUGUUACAAAUGGUGAAUCAUUUGCGAAUGUGAAACGCUGGUUGCAAGAAAUUGAACAUAACUGUGAUGUCGUUAAUAAAAUUUUAGUUGGAAAUAAAAACGAUGACCCAAAUCGAAAAGUUGUCAUUACGGAGGACGCUCAACGGUUUGCUAAACAAAUGGAUAUUCAAUUGUUCGAGACAUCAGCCAAAGACAAUAUUAAUGUAGAAGAAAUGUUUUUAACAAUCACCGAAAAAGUGCUACGACAUAAGUUACAACAAAAUGCACAGAAUUCUGAGCCAAACGAUAAAGUUACGUUGAAAAAAUCGCACGGGAAGAAGAAAUCCAAAUGCUGUUGAAAUAAUGUGUGUCGAGUGGAUGCGGAUGGAUAUUAUAAUAACAAUUGGGGUAUUAUGUGAAUGAAAUAUACAUCUCUAAUAGGCAGUGCUUAUAUUUAGUGGCUAAAAUAAAUUAUGUACAGACGAACGGUAAUACUUAUUAUAAUACAAUACACACACACAGUAUGAUAAUAAUCCAACAAUGAACAAAGCAAAGAAAAUAAAAGAAAAAAAUUCUUUUCGUUAA
This is a messenger RNA of Bradysia coprophila, 1005 nucleotides long. RefSeq names its product RAS oncogene family member Rab35 (gene Rab35). Lineage: Eukaryota; Metazoa; Arthropoda; Insecta; Diptera; Sciaridae. The record is from RefSeq and is a predicted model, not a curated record. Gene Ontology annotation, molecular function: GTP binding; GTPase activity.